Messenger RNA from Truncatella angustata, 1227 nucleotides. RefSeq names its product snare associated Golgi protein-domain-containing protein. The record is from RefSeq and is a predicted model, not a curated record. NCBI's taxonomy places the organism in Eukaryota, Fungi, Ascomycota, Sordariomycetes, Amphisphaeriales, Sporocadaceae. The transcript has 4 exons. Bases 1 to 1227 code for a protein of 408 amino acids.
AUGUCUGAAAUGAAGGACGUCGAGAUGGCGAGAAAGGACGAGCGUCCCGAGGGCGCAUACCAAAAUCUGGCCGAGCCUACGGAAUAUAAGUCGAUCAACUGGAAGAAACUAUUCUUGACGCCGAAAUACAUACCAUGGUGGAUUCUACUGAUUAUUAUAACAAUUAUCACGGUCUUAAUCACAGUAUAUCACGACAAAGUCGUCGAGAUCCUACGGCCAUUUUCAGAAAAAGUUCGCGAUGUGCCCGCAGGCUGGCUGAUCCCGAUAGUCAUUCUUAUCAUAAUCUCGUUUCCGCCUUUGUUCGGCCACGAGAUCAUCGGAUUGUUAUGUGGUGUCGUCUAUGGGUUAUGGAUCGGAUUCGCGAUCGUCGCCGCCGGCACUUUUCUCGGCGAAGUGGGCACAUGGUUCGCGUUCAAGAAGGCCUUACGAAAGAAAGCAGAGAAGUUGGAGAGAACAAAUUUUAACUAUGCCGCUCUUGCCAGAGUCACGAGAGACAGUGGUUUUUGGAUGGUGUUUAUCAUCCGCUUUUCGAUCGUGCCGUCGCAUUUCUCCACGGCCGUCUUCUCCACCUGCGAUGUCAAAUUCUGGCAUUUUUGCGUCGCAACUUUCCUGACGCUACCGAAACAAAUAUUCAUCGUCUACUUAGGUGUAUUGCUUGUGGCCCAGGAUGCGAAUAACAGAACGCAAACGAUUGUGCUGGUCAUAACGUUCCUUGUCACGAUUGUCAUGGGCAUAUAUAUUUGGUUCAAGAUGAAGAAGGCUAAGGACAUUUUGUUGCAAGAACAAGCCACGAGACAAGCGAACUAUAGCAUGGAACAGUUGGCCUUAACUGAGAGCACAAGCACGUCGGAAUCAGUGAUGAAGCCAGCAGGAAGCGGAAGUGUUGGAAACGCCAAUACGAUGUGGGACACAAGACCCGACGUGAGACAGGAUAUGUCAACGCGCUACUCGGUAGAGCCGCCACAGGGUGUGGUAGGGAUUGCUUAUGGCGAGCCAUCAAUUCCCGGGCCAAGUGUUUCGCGAUACAAUACGACGGAUUCGAGAACAGAUCUACCAAGAUAUAACGCGACAGACUUGGAACCCAGCCCGUAUCAAAUGGUAGAGCCAAGACCGGCUGCCCCGUACUAUUCGAUGGAGCAGAAGCCUUACUACCAAAAACCUUCGGUCCAAGACGCGCCGCCUCUCCCGUCAACAGGUCAGCCGCAGACGGGGCGGGAAUGGGUAUGA